Molecule: messenger RNA, 294 nt
Organism: Paraglomus occultum
Lineage: Eukaryota; Fungi; Glomeromycota; Glomeromycetes; Paraglomerales; Paraglomeraceae
Source: the annotation of a GenBank genome assembly
AUGGACACCUCCAAGACCGAGCUGAUUGAUUAUCCACCGAAGCAUACACUGACACCGGCUAUAUCGGCAUCGAAAAAGAUGAAGAGGGCAAAAACAAAGACUAUUCCCAUAAAACUGAUAAAACUAAAGAAGAUAGUAAAGAAACUGAUCACGGGAGAGUUUCGGUGGAAUGCUAAUACUUUUCAAUUGGAUUAUAUUACUAGGCAGCAAUUAAUUGAAGAGAGAGAACCCGAAAAGAAAAAGAAAGCAAAAGCCCAAAAAGACCCUCACCAAGACUUAUCUUUUGAUGAGUGA